This is a messenger RNA of Arachis stenosperma, 728 nucleotides long. Its product is annotated as B3 domain-containing protein At2g33720-like. NCBI's taxonomy places the organism in Eukaryota, Viridiplantae, Streptophyta, Magnoliopsida, Fabales, Fabaceae. Gene Ontology annotation, molecular function: DNA binding. The record is from RefSeq and is a predicted model, not a curated record. The transcript is spliced from 2 exons. The coding region runs from base 143 to 694 and encodes 183 amino acids.
UUUCAUUUCAUAGCAUUCAUUUUUCCACUUAUUAAACAACAAAAAUUCAAGCUAAUUAAGCCUUUGUGAAGUUUGAACAAUCACAUCAAAUUAAAACAAGAACAAAAACAAAAUUGAGUAUUUUCUCUUGAAUCUUUCUACCAUGAACCACUCUUCAGCAGAUCAUGAUCGGGAUCAGUACCUAAAGAAGCGAAAAUCGAGUGCUGAUUCCUCAUCAAGCAUGAGGAAAUCCAGCGCAAGGAGAAGAUUCAGCAGCAGCAAGAAUUCGAACAACAACGACGGAGGCGGAGGCGGAGGCGUGUCGACGACGCUGAAGCUGUACGACGAUCCAUGGAAAAUAAAGAAGACGUUAACGGACAGCGACCUCGGGAUCCUGAGCAGGCUGUUGCUGGCAGCUGAUUUGGUGAAGAAGCAGAUCCUUCCGAUGCUGGGCGGCGAUCACGCUCGGGCGGCGGAGACGGAAGAAGGAACUCCGGUGAGAGUGUGGGACAUGGACACCAGAUCCAUGCACCACUUGGUCCUGAAGCGUUGGUCAUCUUCCAAAAGCUAUGUUCUUAUUGGAAAAUGGAAUCAAGAUUUCGUCAGAAGACGGGACCUCAAGAAAGGCGAUGAGAUUGGCUUCCACUGGGAUCCCUAUAACUGCGCCUUCAACUUCUGCGUUCUUACACGCGCCUCCUCCUCCUCCUCCACCUGAUCCACCAUGCAAGGGCACUGCGCUGUGCAUUGCU